AUGUUGGACAAGAUCCGUUCGUACGUCACCCAUAGGAAUUCUGGUCCUCAAACAGCUUCUGGAGGAGCCAUCAAAGACUCGUCCCAGGGAGGAUUUGAAGCUGGUCCGGGCGAUGAAUCCCAACUGCAACCCACGAUCUCUCAGACCAAACGUCAAAUUGGAACCAUCUCCGCCUUCUUUCUCAUAUUUAAUCGCAUGGUCGGCACCGGAAUCUUCGCCACGCCCAGCACCAUCUUUUCCCUCUCAGGGAGCGUUGGACUCACCCUGUUCAUAUGGGUCGCCGGCAUGAUCAUCGCUUCCUGCGGCAUGGCAGUGUACCUCGAGUUUGGUACCGGCAUCCCACGCAACGGCGGUGAAAAGAACUACCUCGAAUUCGUCUACCGCAAGCCGAAAUACCUAGCUACGGGGUUCUACACCGGCUAUGUCAUUCUACUCGGUUGGGCUGGCUCAAACUCGGUCGUGUUCGGAGAGUACAUUCUUCACGCCGCCCAAGUUGAGGUCACGCGAUGGAACCAACGAGGUGUUGGCCUGGCCUGCAUUACCGCAGCCUUUCUCAUUCAUGGCUGUGCCUUGAAAUGGGGCCUACGUUUGCAGAACCUGUUGGGCGUGUUCAAACUGGUCAUAGUACUGCUCAUUGUCGUUUCAGGCUGGGCCGCUCUUGGAGGAGCGCUCAAAGUUCCCAAGCCACACAACUUCGACAACGCUUUCGAGGGUACCACGGGCAGCGCCUAUGGCGUCGUGACGGCGCUUUAUAAUGUCAUUUGGUCUUACAUUGGAUAUAGCAACGCUAAUUACGCCUUGAGCGAAACAAAGGAUCCCAUCCGAACACUGAAGCGAGCCGCACCUACAGCUAUCAUCGCCGUCUCGGUACUUUACAUGCUGGUGAAUAUCUCAUAUUUCGCUGCCGUUUCCAAAGAGGAGAUCGCAACCUCAGGCCGGAUUCUUGCAGCUUCAUUUUUCCGCAACGUUUUCGGCCACAGAGCAGAAAGAGCGCUUUCAGUCUUCGUGGCUCUGUCUGCCUUUGGGAAUGUCCUCAGUGUCAUUUUCUCACAAGGUCGACUUGUUCAGGAACUUGGUCGCGAAGGUAUUUUGCCCUUCUCACGCUUUUGGGCGAGCAACAAGCCCUUCAACGCACCGCUGGCCGGACUCUUUGAGCACUGGUUGGUCUCGGUGAUUAUUAUGCUCGCGCCUCCGCCAGGCGAUGCCUACAAUUUCAUUCUAAAUGUUAUAUCCUACCCUCUGUCGAUCGUCAAUUGCUUCGUCGCCGCCGGCCUGCUCUACUUGUACUGGAAGCGCGCAGAAUUCAACUGGACCCCCCCGUUCCGUGCCACAUGGCCGGUGGCUCUGCUGUUUCUGCUCAGCAACAUCUACCUUGUCGUGGCGCCCUUCGUUCCUCCUGACCACGGUCAGAACGUCUACAAGAGUCUCCCGUAUUAUCUGCACUGUGUUGUUGGCAUGGGCAUCAUCGCCGCUGGCGGAGUGUAUUGGCUGAUCUGGGCCGUCUUGCUACCUCGGCUUGGGCACUACGAGUUGGUCCGGGAGACGCACAUCGAUGAGCUGGACGGUUGGGAACGAAACGUAUUCUCACGGCGCAAGCUCAAUCCUGCUGAGAAAAGGAACUCAAGCAUAUAG
Messenger RNA from Exophiala spinifera, 1632 nucleotides. RefSeq lists its product as uncharacterized. Gene Ontology annotation, molecular function: L-amino acid transmembrane transporter activity. The transcript has 5 exons. Gene Ontology annotation, biological process: amino acid transmembrane transport. The record is from RefSeq and is a predicted model, not a curated record. Lineage: Eukaryota; Fungi; Ascomycota; Eurotiomycetes; Chaetothyriales; Herpotrichiellaceae. The coding region runs from base 1 to 1632 and encodes 543 amino acids. Gene Ontology annotation, cellular component: membrane.